This is a messenger RNA of Aspergillus puulaauensis, 750 nucleotides long. RefSeq lists its product as uncharacterized. The transcript has 2 exons. Bases 1 to 750 code for a protein of 249 amino acids. NCBI's taxonomy places the organism in Eukaryota, Fungi, Ascomycota, Eurotiomycetes, Eurotiales, Aspergillaceae. The record is from RefSeq and is a predicted model, not a curated record.
AUGCGUUCAGUUCUGUUUCUCACCAGCUGCUUGGCAGCCAUUUCCGCCGCCGCUCCCAUGUUCGGGGAUCUCUAUCACUUCUCAGAUGAGAUGGCCGAGUUCUUAGGCCGAGUGGGCAAACGCAUCAGUGACGCCGGAAGCACGUUCGACCACUCAUUGACAUGCGACACCUCUUCAAUUCAGCUUCCUUCCUUCGCUUCUGGCCUCCCAUCCCCCGCGGACCAGAAACCAUUAUACGUUGCUCUUGGCCGCGGUACCCAGAACUACACCUGUGCCUCAUCAACCUCUGACUCAGAACCGGAAGCUAUUGGCGCCGUCGCGCGUCUCUACAACGCCACCUGCUUCGCUUCCACCUUCCCCGACAUGAUCGAGCUUCUCCCUUCAAUGGCAUACAGGCUGAACCUACCCAGCAACCCGUCCGAUCCUCUCCCACCCUCAAACUUAAACCUGAUCGGCCACCACUUCUUCGAGGGCAGCGUCCCAGUAUUCAACCUGGACACGUCCACCCGCCAACUCGGCAUCGCGAAGGUGAAGAAGGACUCUGACCUCGACGCCCCGUCAUCUGCAGUUAAGGGCAAGAACGGGGCCGUCAGCUGGCUCCUGCUCACUGCUACCAAAGGAACCGUGGGAUCCUACGCGAGUGUCUAUCGUGUCGACACAGCGGGUGGUGCCGCCCCCAAGACAUGCGAGGGGAUGCCCGAGUCUUUCACCGUGCAAUAUGCGGCGAAUUACUACAUCUAUGGGCAAUAG